ACAGCAGGUGCCGGGGCGGGGGCGCGCCGCCGCCGCCGCGGCCUCCCGGCCUCCCCUUUAAGAGCCGCCACCGCCCACGGCCCGCCGCUGCGGCAGGGACCUCCCCUUUAACGGCGGCGCUGGGCGCUCCGCUGCCCCCGCGGCGGCUGCUGCAGCGGCUGCUGCUGCUACUGCGGCUCCUGCUGCCGCCGCCGCUCGGCCUCAGGCAGCUGCAUCCUCGGCCGGGCCGGGUCCCCGCCCCGCGCCGCGCCCGGCCCCGCCAUGGUGUCCUGGAUCAUCUCUCGCCUGGUGGUGCUCAUCUUUGGCACCCUGUACCCAGCCUAUUCUUCCUACAAGGCCGUGAAGACAAAAAACGUGAAGGAAUAUGUGAAAUGGAUGAUGUACUGGAUUGUCUUUGCCUUCUUCACCACGGCCGAGACGCUCACGGAUAUAGUGCUCUCCUGGUUCCCCUUCUACUUUGAACUGAAGAUCGCCUUCGUGAUAUGGCUGCUGUCCCCUUACACCAAGGGCUCCAGCGUGCUCUACCGCAAGUUUGUGCACCCAACGCUGUCCAACAAGGAGAAGGAGAUCGACGAGUACAUCACACAGGCCCGAGACAAGAGCUAUGAGACCAUGAUGAGGGUGGGCAAGAGGGGCCUGAACCUUGCCGCCAAUGCUGCAGUCACAGCUGCCGCCAAGGGCCAGGGGGUGCUGUCAGAGAAGCUCCGCAGCUUCAGCAUGCAGGACCUGACCCUGAUCCGGGAUGAGGAUGCACUGCCCCUGCAGAGGCCUGACGGCCGCCUCCGACCCAGCCCUGGAAGCCUCCUGGACACCAUCGAGGACUUAGGAGAUGACCCUGCCCUGAGUCUAAGGUCCAGCACAAACCCGGCAGAUUCCCGGACAGAGGCCUCUGAGGAUGACAUGGGAGACAAAGCUCCCAAGAGGGCCAAACCCAUCAAAAAAGCGCCCAAAGCUGAGCCACUGGCUUCCAAGACACUGAAGACCCGGCCCAAGAAGAAGACCUCUGGCGGGGGCGACUCAGCUUGAGCCCCUCCACCCCCGAAGGCUGCACAGCAAGGAUGAAGCCUCAGGAGGGGCCUCAGACCCAGCCCCUGCUCCACACUGUGCCAGUAGCCUAGGUGUCUCAGGCCCCUGGGCCCCUCAGAUGGCCAUUUCCGGUGCCUGCCCAGUGGCCACUCUUCUGGAAGGGGCUUGGAAAAGAGGAAGGAGGCCCAGCUGUGGGGGUUGAGGGUAGAGGGUGGACCAGAGGCUGAGGACUGAGCCACCCAAGGAGGUGGGGACUGCUCGGCUUCCACCGCUGUUCCGCUGCAGCCCCGCCCUGCCCCGCCCACCCAGUGCCUUGCUGAAGCGCACAGCCAUCUGCUUCUCAGAGGUCCUGCCGUGUCUCCACUGCUCACCUUGGUUGGGGAGCAGGGAGGGGGAAGUCCUAGCCCAGAUGGACCAAGGACGGGCCUGAAGGCACAUGGGGGAAAGGGAGCACACGGGGAGGACGUCGGGGACCCUGGGUGGGGCCUCCAGGUGCAGCUGUGGAUGGAAGACGGGUUGGCGUGUGCUUCAGCGACGAGGAUGGCCAGGCCAGAGCUGCAGCUGGGGGCUCUUUUCCUGGUCAUUGGGUGGGGCUGAGUGCCACAUGUUCCCACAUUAAAAAGGAGGGGUCCAGGGCUGUGUGUGUCUUUCUGGGUCUAGGGCUCAGGGGAGUUUGGGUCAAGGACUGUCCCUCCAGCAGUCACCUCCUUCCACCCUGAGCCCCACAGUCAUCUGGCCCUUUCCCUGCUCAACCCUCCCUCCUAGGCUCUGAGCCUCAGAGGACCCAGCCCAUGAGAGAACGGGGAUCUGGGGGGCCCCUCACCUGCUCCUAUGACCUUGCUCCCUUUCAGGUCACCCCAUUACCACCGUGCCCCUGGGCUGGACUCCCAUGCUCCUCAGGGCCCACCCCUGCUCUGAUACAGGCCCCUGUUGAGUGGGCCUCUCUCCUCUGCCCCUGGGGUCCAUCCCCUCUUGCCCAGGGUCCCCAUCCUGUACCAAGCAGACUGGGCCCUAAGACCCCUGGCAGAACCCAGCCUCCGCUCACACCCGCCCCAGCUUCUGCCACGGCUUCAGUCAGGGCCAGGAGGAACACGUGAAGGAGAAAGAGAAAUGCAGGAGCCGCAGGGCUCCCGGUUCCUUGGGAAGAGGGUGCCCAUUGGACCUUUGGCACUGGAUGAGCCAAUAAACCAAACUCUGGCACCUCA
Messenger RNA from Pongo pygmaeus (Bornean orangutan), 2231 nucleotides. RefSeq names its product receptor accessory protein 2 (gene REEP2). Gene Ontology annotation, molecular function: taste receptor binding; microtubule binding. The record is from RefSeq and is a predicted model, not a curated record. The transcript is spliced from 8 exons. NCBI's taxonomy places the organism in Eukaryota, Metazoa, Chordata, Mammalia, Primates, Hominidae. Gene Ontology annotation, cellular component: cytoplasmic microtubule; endoplasmic reticulum membrane; endoplasmic reticulum tubular network. Bases 262 to 1026 code for a protein of 254 amino acids. Gene Ontology annotation, biological process: endoplasmic reticulum tubular network organization.